Molecule: messenger RNA, 168 nt
Organism: Chlorella variabilis
Lineage: Eukaryota; Viridiplantae; Chlorophyta; Trebouxiophyceae; Chlorellales; Chlorellaceae
Exons: 2
Coding region: 1-168 (55 amino acids)
Source: RefSeq, a predicted model, not a curated record
AUGGCGCGGCCGCUGCACAGCGUCCAGGCCGUGGUGCAAAUGAUGCAGCAUCACUUCAGUGAAACACACGGCCAGCUGCAGUUCUUGAUAGAACCCAAGAUUGACGGAGAACGGCAGCAGAUACACGUGCUGGGGCGGGAUCGCAUCCAUUACUGGUCGCGCCGGUGA